Messenger RNA from Akanthomyces muscarius, 1860 nucleotides. RefSeq lists its product as uncharacterized. The record is from RefSeq and is a predicted model, not a curated record. The transcript has 3 exons. Gene Ontology annotation, molecular function: pyridoxal phosphate binding; transaminase activity. The coding region runs from base 1 to 1860 and encodes 619 amino acids. NCBI's taxonomy places the organism in Eukaryota, Fungi, Ascomycota, Sordariomycetes, Hypocreales, Cordycipitaceae. Gene Ontology annotation, biological process: biosynthetic process.
AUGGCUGCCUCGAAGCGGUCCGAGGGCGAGCUGCUGCCUCUGCCGCAAGACCUAAGCCACCAUUUCUCCGAGGUCACGAAAAGACGAACACCCAGUUCUAUCAAGGAAUUUUAUAGAUUUUUCGCGAUUCCGAAUAUUGGAAACCUUGGCGGCGGUCUCCCCAACGACGAGCUUUUCCCAUUUGACACGCUCGAAGCGCAAACAGCAAACCCAGAUCGCUAUCAAUGUACACCAAACCAUCCCGUGUCUGCGCGACAGGGCAGCCAGCCUGUAACCAGGGGAAAGGUGCCGCAGAGUGACGUUAACACAGCUUCAUGGCGCAUCAAGGUUCCCAAGACGACGCCUCAGGUCGACCCCCUGAAGCGCAUCGACCUGUCCACUGCGCUUCAAUAUGGCACCGCCGGCGGCUAUCCUCCGCUCCUCUCUCUUAUUCGCCAGUUCACAACGGAGCUGCUGCAUCCCACAGUCCCGUAUCGUGGCGGGCCCGAAGUCAUCCUCACCUGCGGCUCUACCGACGGCUUCUCCAAGACGGUUCAGCUCAUCAGCAACACCUGGAACCCCAGUCACGAUCCGGUUUCCAGCCGGCCCGGCAUGUUGUGCGAGCGAUACGUCUACAACAAUGCGCUCGCCUGCGUCGAGCCCAGAGGCAUUCAGGUCGUUCCCGUUGACAUUGACUCUGACGGAAUGAUGGGCAAGGGCCCCGGUGGUUUGCAAGAUAUUCUGCAAAAUUGGGAUCCCCGACAAGGAGCGCGUCCUCAUUUUAUAUAUACAGUGACAAUGGGCCAUAACCCAACCGGCACCGUCAUCUCGGUGGAGCGACGACGCGAAAUCUACGCCAUCUGCCAGCGCUUCGACGUCAUCAUUGUCGAAGAUGACCCCUACUGGUAUCUUCAAUUCGCUUCGGCUGCGGAACGCGAAGCCGAAUCGAGGGGUCAUGUUGUCAAGCCGGCCGUUCCUUAUGCGCCCCCAAAGCUGACUGGGUACGACUUUCUUGAUUCUCUCGUGCCUUCGUAUCUGAGCAUCGACGUGGACGGGCGAGUCAUUCGGCUCGACACGUUUUCCAAAACCGUUGCGCCCGGCUGCCGGUUGGGCUGGAUCACGGCUCAGCCUGCCUUUAUCGAGCGACUGGAAAGAAUUACGGAAACGACUACGCAGCAGCCCUCUGGUUUCGUGCAAGCCAUGGUCGUCGAGAUGCUGAUGGGGCCCGCGCAGAAAGACAAGGUCAAGUCCUUCCACAAGCUAAGCAUCAAGGACAAGGCUCAGUACCAAGGCUGGGAGCUGGACGGCUGGGUCCGAUGGCUCGAGGGACUGCGCGGCGUCUACGAGCGCAGGAUGCUGCGCAUGUGCUCUCUCCUCGACGAGAGCCUGUUCCAGCUGAAGCAGUCCACGCCCGUCAACGACCUCGAGUCGGACUGGGGCGUCAUCACCAAGACGCGCAUCAUGUCGUACGACUGGCCGCGCGGCGGCAUGUUUGUCUGGGUGCGCAUCCACCUGGAAAACCACCCGCUGUGGCAGGCCAAGGGCACGUCGGUACCCGUGCUCGACGGCCCGGCCCUGGCGCAGGCGCUCAUGAUUUUCCUCACGCACAAGCCGCAGCUGGUCAUUGCCGCGCCCGGUACUAUGUUUGCUGCGACGCCACACGUCGCCGAGGAUACUGCGUGGGCGUAUCUGCGCCUGUGCUUUGGCACCGAGACGGAGGAAAAGAUUGCGCCCUGCUCGCGCCGAUUCGCGGCCGGUCUGCAGAGGUUCUGGCGCAUCAAGAGCGUCGAGGAGAUGGAGCGUCUCGUCGCCGAGCUGAGGUCGUCCAGCGAGCCGGAUUUAGAGGAUCUGGCCAACCUGGGUUUCGAGGGUGAUGAGUAA